Toxotes jaculatrix (banded archerfish) is the source of this 4934-nucleotide messenger RNA. It is a transcript of the gene cdan1, whose product is annotated as codanin 1. The transcript is spliced from 28 exons. The record is from RefSeq and is a predicted model, not a curated record. Gene Ontology annotation, biological process: chromatin organization. Lineage: Eukaryota; Metazoa; Chordata; Actinopteri; Toxotidae. Bases 14 to 4042 code for a protein of 1342 amino acids. Gene Ontology annotation, cellular component: nucleus.
GCUCCCAGCCAGAAUGGCGGCUCUUUUGGAAUCGCUUCUGUCGAAGAAAGUGGAUCUUAACACGGUCACAGACUGGCUAAAAAAUCACGAGCAGGAGUAUGACAAGCUGUCAUUCAGUAAACCUCGGGUGACAGUUCACAAACAAGAAUUUGUCCCUUUUCUUUUAAAUUUCCUGAGAGAGCAGAGCAGUCAGGCACUAACACAUGGCCCUGCCACGCCGGCCAAGACCCCCAGCCGUUCCAGGCCUGCUGCACAGACACAAGGGUUUUCUGACAGGAGGGGCUGCAGGUCUGCUGGUGGUGGAGCUGGUUCACGGAGUGCCAGCAGGGUCCAGCUGUUUUCUCCAGCCACGUCAGUGUCACCUGGAACUGAGUGGGAUGCUGCUAGUCAGUCAGGGUCCCAUUGUCUGAGCGAGACCAGUGCCUUCAGCAGCCCCUCCUUUACUACAACAUGGAGCCCUGCCUCCAGGCCCUCAGGCUCUGAGCGCCGGCCUGGCCAGAGGAUCAGUCUGGGGGACUACAUGGUUUCUCCUCCGGACCUCCAGCACAGCCCCAACCUCCAGUCACAGAAGGCCCGCAAGAGGACUGGUGGUGGCACAGCUGGACAUGGAAGACAUGGAGGAGGGCGUGGAGGACAGCACAGUGAUGAGAAUGCACGAUGGGACAGUGGAGGGAAGAGGUCAGGUAGAGGAGGAGGAGGCUACAGUAGGAUAAGCGAGCAGGUUACACCUCCAUCUGGGGGGCAGCUCAACUUCAACAACCUGGAGGAUUUCCCUCCUGUUGGGUCAUCACCAGUUUCACCUGCGGCAUCCAAACCAUCUAGAAGAAUAAACCCAACACCAGUCAGUGCAGAGCGGCCACAUUCCAAACCAAAGACCUGCUUCACCUCCACCCCCUUCAGGAAGCCCUCUAGUCCCCCAUCAGGUGUAGAGGUGCUUCAAGGGUCGAUGACAGUGGGCAGCCCUCUGAGCCUGCAGGAAGAGAGGGAACUGCUUAAGAGGGAGAAGACAAAGCGUGCCCAGCAGGUUGGCUCUCCCUUGCCUUCCUCUCUGGAACCUUGCACCCCUACUAAGUCAGGGCUUAGGACCGGAUCCAAAGUUACACCUGACCUGCAGACGCCUUGUCCAGAACCAUUCAAAGUCACCUUCUCCUUGGAGCUGGAUCUCUUGGCAGAGCUGUAUUGUACCUGCAUUUCUGAAAACCUAGUGCCAAAUAUUUUCCUGGAGCUUUUCUUUGUGAUGCAGUUGCUGACGUCUCGGUCCCUUCACACUCAUGACGAUGAUGAACAGGAAAGUCUGUGUGCAGUAAACUCAGAUGUUCUGGAGAAAUGUUACCUAAGACAAGUACACAACUGUGUGUAUUUUGCAGUAAAGGUUCUGGAGAAUCAGUUUCAGUUGAUAGCUCAUUUGGACAAGUGUACACUGCGCCUGCUGGCAGAGAACGAGAGGGUGGCGUCUUUCUCUCCAGAUCUCAGAGAUCGUCUCACUCAAGCCCAGGACAGAAGCACAGCUGAGCUCUCUCCCUCCGUCUCCACUUUCAUCCACUCGGUCCCAUUCCAGCCUGCUACGGACAACAGGUCCAACUUCGGUAGUGACAAGGCCUUCCACACCUUUAAAAAACAGAGAGAUAUUUUUUAUGAGGUGCUGCGAGAAUGGGAGGACUUUCACAUGGAACCAGGAUGGAGCUUUGAUGCCGCUUUAGGGAGUAGGAUAAGAGGAAUGAUGAGUCAACUGACCUCUGCAGGAAACCAUUCCCAUUUUGCCCGUCUGUUCCUCAAGCAGCUUGUCCAGAUGUGUAAAGGACCCCGUGUGAACAGCUCUCCAGGGGAUACCCCUGACACUGACCUGCUAGGUAUGCUGGGAGCUGACAGCUUGGGGCGUCUGAAGCGCCUUGAAGAGCGUCUCAUUCAGCCGCAUGGAGUUGUUGGUCCCUGCCCUCCGCCAUCUUUCCCUGGCCACCAGGAGUUCUUCAGAGACUUCCUACAGACUGCCAGCUGCUGCCAGCUGAACCAGCACCUGCAGGACAGCCUUUGUCAGCAGCUCCUUCAGCUGGAUGAGGUGUCCAUCCUGAGCCCCCCCACUUCCACUGGGGAGGGAGAGGAGGAGGGAGAUGGGGACAUGGAGCAGCAGGAUGAGAAGCAGCGGUUCACCUCUGUGCUGCUCCUCGCUCGCCUUCUGGCGAAGUUCCUUGGAUUUAUUUCUUUUCUGCCUUACCAAACAUCUGAGCGACCAUCCAGAGAGAUUCAGGAGACAGCUAUAGCCCUGCGCAGCAAGAGCGUUCCAGUGCUUAAUGUGUGUGCUGUGCUGAGUAACAGUGUGAAAAGGAGGCGCACCAUCCUGACUGUCCCCUGGCUUGUGGAGUUCCUCUCCAUGUUGGACUUUAUCGGUCCCCUGCUGCUCUGCUACAGGACUGCGUUAGGCACACUGCUCCUCCUGUACAGGAGAAUGCUGCUGGGCAGAUGUGGAGAAAUGUGCUACCUGAACAAGCUACUAAUGGUGUCUGUAUUAGGAUGGCUUUUCCAGAUCCCGGUGAUUCCGGAGAACAUUUUCUUCACCAAUGAGUUCACUGAGGUAGCUAAGCUGGAGGGCAGCAACACAAGUGGUGCAGGACUUGACUGCAUUCCCCUCGUGGAUCAGCAGCUUCUCUAUACAUGUUGUCCAUUUCUCGGUGAGUUUCGUAAGCUCCUGGCUGCCUUUGUGUCUGGAAGCGCAGCCAAAAGUGGAGGAAUUAUCCGCAAGAUCACCCCCACUUCUGCUGAGCUCAGGGAUACGCCGGUUGCCAACAGGUCGCAGCAGAAGCUACAGGUGGACCUCGAGCAAGCCUUCUUUCACAACCAGCCCCCGUCUUUGCGCCGCACUGUGGAGUUUGUCGCUGAGAGAAUCGGAUCCAACAGCGUCAAACACAUGAAGGCGACAUUAGUGAGUGAGCUGGUGGAGAGAGGAGAGAAGAUGCUGAGGGAUGGACUGGAGUUGCCAAACUCAAAUCCCUCAAAACUGAAUGACUCGAUCUGUGCUCAUCUGUGUGACGCAGGAUUGGAGGCCCUGGAAAGAGCCACAAGAUAUUGCUGUGCGAAGAGUCCUGAAGCCAUAAGAAUUCUGCUCCCUGAUGAGACCUCACCUGCUGUCCUGACCACAUCUGAAAACAUCACCAAACGUCUUGCAACAGAAAAAGCCUGCAGCUGGCUUUCUGCCAACAUUACAGCGCUCAUCAGGCGAGAGUGGAAGAGCAGGUACGAUCAGGUGAUGAAGGCUCAGGGUAGCCCAGUGACUCCACAUGCGGGGGAUGUGGAGCGGCCUGUGGUGGAGUUGGUCUCCCAGGAGCAGUCGACCACUCCGAAGAGGAAACAAGGAGGUGAGAGAGUGAUCUCCUGCCCUCCACACUGCAGCCACAGUGCCUCACUGCCCUCAGACGUCCUCAUUGAGAUGAAGGAGUUGUUGAGCGUCGCAGUAGGCCCCAGGACUGGUGAGGAGCUGCCAACUGACUCUCAGCUCCAAACACUGCUACAGAGAGUGGGAGACACACUGGUCUGCAGAAAGUUUUUAACUGUGGUGUCAGAGCAGAUGCUUCUGAACUGUACUGUCCUACUGGCCUGCAAACUGGUGUCUGCAGAGCUGCCGGUGCUGUCGCUGUCUGGGUGCAGCGUAGGUGGUGAGGUUGUAGCCGGUCCUGGUUCGGGGUCAGAGCCUCCUGUCAGAGCACUGCUGGAGCAGCUUGCUGAGCUGUGGGAGAGAGACUGCUGCUCCUCUGCUCCCCUCCACCUGCUCUUCACCCCACUCACUGUCACUGCUGUGCUGAAGGCCACUGACACUGAGUGGAACAACUACCUGUUCCUGGUUAGAGGGCUGGUGGACAGAGGACUCUUGGGUGAGGAGGAGGUCAUAUCUCAUUGGAAGAAGCUAACAAACUUGGCCUUGCCUGCGGAGCUGAUAGAGAAAUUUCAGCUGCAGUCACAGAGUAUUAAACCCUCGUUGCCUCCGGCUGAGCUACCAAGUCACAUGGAGAUGCUGCAGGUCUCGCAUCAGGCGGUAGAGGGCGCUACGUGACAACAGUAAUAUUACCAAAUGUCCAACAGCAUUUUUUAUGUGAUCACCACAGUGUUUUAAAUCACAUCUGUCAGUGUGUUUUUCAAGGGAGUGACAGUUCUGGGAGACUUCUUCUUUUUGACCAUUUUUUCCAGUUGAUGUUUCUGCACAGCUCAUCAAAGCUGUUCCACAGUCUGCCUCUGCACAGACUUUGCAAGCUUCAGACUUUUGUUCUUCACCUGUGAAGUGACAGCAACCUUUCAUGAAUCCCUCUGCUCUUUUGCUAAGGUGCUGGUGGGAACCAGAAAGUCCUGCCAGUCAGUGGUAGUAGCUGGGGACCACACCAUCCCUUACGUUAGAUCCAGGGAACCUUCCUGAAAGCAAACCUGGAUAUACGAUUGUGUCCAAAGGGAAAUACUAGUAGAUCAAGCAUUUCAAACAGUCAAGACCAUAGCAGAAUAUUAGACGGGAGAUGGGUGCCCAAGAUGGGCAUUUAUAAGUUUUUGGACCAGAGGAUUUAACUGAGUAGCUUUGCUGCCACUUAAAGGCAUUGGCUUAAUAAAAUGUACAACAAAUACUGUAUAUUUCUAAUUUUGGCACUUGAAAUUUAACCGGACAAGCCAAGUUUUAAGAGACAUUACAUUUGACCAUUUCUAAAAAUGAACUGAAAAAUGUAAUUUCUUUUGGUAGUUUUUAGUCCCGCCAGUGAAAAUAAAUUCUUUAUUUUAGUAUAGCACUUUCACACACUGCCUUCGACCGCCACUACUAGUGAACUGCAUGUAUGUUUCAUGAAUGCAAGACUGCAUUUGUGAUUAUUUUUGUUCAUGUUGAAUGAGCGAUGUAUUCUCUGCUGCUUUUAAAGCGAAAUAUUUUUAUGUUGCCACAAAGUUUAAAAUAUAAUAAUAAAGAUGUA